Oncorhynchus tshawytscha (Chinook salmon) is the source of this 498-nucleotide messenger RNA. It is a transcript of the gene pln1, whose product is annotated as phospholamban. Gene Ontology annotation, cellular component: membrane; sarcoplasmic reticulum. The coding region runs from base 337 to 498 and encodes 53 amino acids. Gene Ontology annotation, molecular function: ATPase inhibitor activity. The transcript is spliced from 2 exons. Gene Ontology annotation, biological process: negative regulation of heart rate; negative regulation of ATPase-coupled calcium transmembrane transporter activity; negative regulation of calcium ion import into sarcoplasmic reticulum. Lineage: Eukaryota; Metazoa; Chordata; Actinopteri; Salmoniformes; Salmonidae. The record is from RefSeq and is a predicted model, not a curated record.
CGCCCAUCUGCUUUUCCUCCCAUAAACAAGGUGACGUAGUGCAGAGUGCUGCCAGAGAGCCUCCUCGCCUGCUGCUGCUUCCACAGCCUUUCUGCCAGCCUCCUCACCAGACGGUCUGUGACCUCCAGAUCAACAUCCAUCUAUCCACCCACCCCACUGGAGCAGCGCAGCUCCUCCAGACCCCUGGGCACCGGGACCACUCCUCUCACCUCCCUCCGUCACCAGCCCGCCACCACUCUCUAUCCUCUGCACCACCCCUCUGUCCACCUGUCCUAGAGUACGCUCUCGCCCCUCACUGCCUAGCGCCCAACCCCACAGAGCCCAGCCCGCCCCAGCAUGGAUAAGGUGCAGCACACGAUGCGCUCGGCCAUCCGCAGAGCCUCCAUGGCGGUGGACGUGCCCCCCCAGGCCAGGCAGAACAUGCAGGAGCUCUUUGUCAACUUCAGCCUCAUCCUCAUCUGCCUGCUGCUCAUCUACAUCAUCGUGUUGUUGAUGUGA